Sesamum indicum (sesame) is the source of this 3466-nucleotide messenger RNA. RefSeq names its product Tetratricopeptide repeat (TPR)-like superfamily protein (gene SEC). Gene Ontology annotation, biological process: protein O-linked glycosylation. Gene Ontology annotation, molecular function: protein binding; protein O-acetylglucosaminyltransferase activity. The record is from RefSeq and is a predicted model, not a curated record. NCBI's taxonomy places the organism in Eukaryota, Viridiplantae, Streptophyta, Magnoliopsida, Lamiales, Pedaliaceae.
UCCCAUUUUUCUCUCCCUCUCUCUUCUUUUAUUUUUUUUUUUUGGUGUUUUUUCUUUCGAUAUUCUCUCUCUACUCAGCUGGGAAAUAAUAUAUAUUAAAUUAAGUAGCUCCUAUUUUCCGUGGGAAAAACCUUCUGAAGGAGAGUAGUUUUUCUCCCUCAUAAUUCGAGUUUCGUUUGAGUUUUCCUUAUUGUUGAGUGGAUUUUUAUUUUUUCUGUUUUUUUUUUGGGGGGGGUUGGAGUUUAUGAAAAUAAUUCUGCGGCUGGGAUCGUGAUCGGGAGGAUCGGAAAGGAUGCUGUCGUUGCAGAGCGAUCCGCGGCAGUACAACCUGAAUCUGCAGCAGUUGCAACAGCAGCAGCAGCAGCAGUUGGUGCAGCAGCAGGUGGCUAGGGUCCCGUACAAUGUCGGAACCGAUCAUCACCGGGAGGAUUCGUCCUUGGCUUUGGCCUCUGCGAGUAAUAUCAAGCAAGAGCUUUCUCGUGAAGUUGAUGAAGACAUGCUCCUCAACCUUGCUCAUCAGAAUUACAAGGCUGGCAACUAUAAGCAGGCGCUAGAGCAUAGCAAGGCUGUAUAUGAGAGAAAUCCACGUCGCACUGAUAAUCUUCUUCUGUUGGGUGCAGUUUAUUAUCAGUUGCACGACUUUGAUUUGUGCAUUGCAAAGAACGAAGAAGCUCUUCGAAUUGAUCCACAGUUUGCUGAGUGCUAUGGGAAUAUGGCAAAUGCUUGGAAGGAGAAAGGCAAUAUUGAUGUAGCCAUUCGCUAUUACUUGAUCGCCAUUGAGCUUCGGCCUAAUUUUGCUGAUGCAUGGUCAAACUUAGCUAGUGCUUACAUGCGUAAAGGAAGGCUGACUGAGGCUGCCCAAUGUUGUCGUCAAGCUCUUGCUUUAAAUCCUCGUUUGGUUGAUGCUCAUAGUAACCUUGGAAAUUUGAUGAAAGCUCAAGGACUGGUGCAAGAGGCGUACAAUUGUUAUUUGGAUGCUCUUCGGAUACAACCCACUUUUGCUAUUGCAUGGUCCAAUCUUGCUGGUCUUUUUAUGGAGGCUGGUGAUCUUAACAGGGCCUUGCAGUACUACAAGGAAGCUGUCAAGUUGAAGCCAAACUUCUCAGAUGCCUACUUGAAUUUGGGAAAUGUUUACAAGGCUUUGGGAAUGCCACAAGAGGCUAUUGUAUGUUAUCAACGAGCCCUGCAGUCACGACCAGACAAUGCAAUGGCCUUUGGAAACUUAGCCAGUGUAUACUAUGAGCAGAGCAACCUUGAUAUGGCAAUACUCAACUACAAGCGAGCAAUUGCUUGUGAUGCUGGGUUCCUGGAGGCAUACAAUAACUUGGGCAAUGCAUUAAAAGAUGCUGGGAGAGUAGAGGAAGCAAUCCACUGUUAUCGACAAUGCCUGUCUCUUCAACCCAGUCACCCUCAAGCUCUAACUAAUCUUGGAAAUAUUUAUAUGGAGUGGAACAUGAUGAGUGCUGCAGCUCAGUGCUACAAGGCAACACUAGCUGUUACAACAGGACUUUCUGCCCCUUUCAAUAACUUAGCUAUAAUAUACAAGCAACAGGGUAAUUAUGCGGAUGCAAUAUCUUGCUACAAUGAGGUCCUCAGGAUUGAUCCAUUGGCAGCUGAUGGCCUUGUCAAUCGGGGCAAUACUUACAAAGAAAUUGGGAGAGUUAAUGAAGCAAUCCAAGACUAUCUGCGUGCUAUUGCUAUCCGGCCAACCAUGGCUGAGGCUCAUGCUAAUUUGGCGUCAGCUUACAAGGACAGUGGUCAUGUGGAAGCUGCAAUUAAAAGCUACAAGCAAGCAUUGGUAUUGCGUCCAGAUUUCCCGGAGGCAACUUGUAACCUUCUUCACACUUUGCAGUGUGUUUGCGACUGGGAUGAUCGAGAGAAGAUGUUUAUUGAAGUUGAAGGGAUACUUAGGAGACAGAUCAAGAUGUCAGUUAUUCCUAGCGUGCAACCUUUCCAUGCAAUAGCAUAUCCACUUGACCCCAUGCUCGCGCUAGAGAUAAGUCGGAAAUAUGCGGCACACUGUUCUGUUGUGGCAUCCCGUUAUUCACUUCCUUCUUUUAACCAUCCUUCUCCACUACCUGUAAGGGGUGGGGGCAGGAACAGCCGGUUAAGAAUAGGAUAUGUCAGCAGUGACUUUGGUAACCAUCCUUUGUCGCAUCUCAUGGGCUCGGUGUUUGGCAUGCACGACAGAGAAAAUGUCGAGGUUUUCUGCUAUGCUUUAAGUCCAAACGAUGGUACUGAAUGGAGGCUGCGAAUCCAAUCAGAAGCGGAGCAUUUUAUUGACGUCUCAUCUAUGGCAUCUGAUAUGAUCGCAAGGAUGAUCAACGAGGACCAGAUACAAAUUCUUGUCAACCUUAAUGGGUAUACUAAGGGUGCAAGAAAUGAAAUAUUUGCCAUGCAGCCUGCUCCCAUUCAGGUUUCCUAUAUGGGAUUUCCUGGGACCACUGGGGCAACCUACAUACAUUAUUUGGUGACAGAUGAGUUUGUCUCUCCUAUGUGUUACUCACAUAUAUACUCUGAGAAGAUUGUCCAUCUUCCUCAUUGCUAUUUCGUAAAUGAUUAUAAACAGAAAAAUCUGGAUGUCCUGGAUCCAAGCUGCCAACCCAAGCGGUCGGACUAUGGACUGCCAGAGGACAAAUUUAUAUUUGCUUGUUUCAAUCAACUUUACAAGAUGGACCCUGAGAUUUUCACAACCUGGUGCAAUAUUCUUAAGCGAGUCCCAAAUAGCGCACUCUGGCUGCUUAGGUUUCCAGCUGCAGGCGAAAUGAGGCUUCGUGCACAUGCUGCUGCUCAAGGUGUGCAGCCAGACCAAAUAAUAUUCACAGACGUUGCAAUGAAACAGGAGCACAUUAGACGGAGUGCAUUGGCAGACCUUUUCCUUGACACACCACUUUGCAAUGCACAUACGACCGGGACGGAUGUUCUUUGGGCGGGCCUACCUAUGGUUACUCUUCCUCUUGAGAAAAUGGCUACUAGAGUUGCUGGUUCAUUGUGUUUGGCUACUGGAGUUGGGGAGGAGAUGAUUGUGAAUAGCAUGAAAGAGUACGAGGAGAAGGCGGUUUCUCUGGCUCUUAAUCGUCCAAAGCUCCAAGAUCUUACUAACAGGCUAAAGGCAGCACGUUUAACUUGUCCUCUGUUCGACACAGCACGCUGGGUGAGAAAUUUGGAGCGUGCUUACUUCAAGAUGUGGAAUUUGUACUGCUCCGGCCAACACCCUCAGCCCUUCAAAGUUGCUGAGAACGACUUGGAAUUUCCGUAUGACCGUUAGACGUAUAGGAAAAGACACGGGAUUGUAGAUAAAACAAAGAGACCGAGGAUAUGAUUCAAAAGUCCAGAGUGAGUUUGGGAUUUAUAGUAGAGAGUAUGCUAUGCUAAAAAUGAAGUUCCAAAUUUCAUAUUACUUGCAUCCGACGAUGAAAUAGAGAAAGUGGUGGUCAUAUCGCUGCUUCUGUUGCAUGCUUGAUAA